GCUUAUGUUUUUUGGGACUGAAAGAUCGGAAUUUGAAGGUAGGAGGAAUGGGUUGUAGGAGGAAGGGUUUAAGGGGGUGAGGGAUUAGGAUGGUUUAGACUGUGCAUGUUUGGUGAUGUUAUUUGGGGGUGGGUGCUGGUAGUGUUGUUCAUUCGUCGAUGGGUUCAUGUGUUAGGGUGGUAUAGGGAUGAUGAAUUGAGGAAGAUGUAUAAAUACGGUAUUUAUAUCAUUGUACUUUAGAAUGAUCCUUUAAAUGGGACUGAUCUUCACAACUGCUUGGCUAACUCAUAUAGUCUCCAGUAAAGAUUUCUAUCAUACAAAAGCAAACAGCCAAGAAGCCAAUUACUUUGGAUUCAUGAUAUUCUUAAUACUAACCUACUUUCUCAGCUGGUUUCCCUAUCUUAUCCACGAAACCAUCGUAGUCGCCACAAAAACGUACUAAUUUCAAAAAGGCCGCUAAAU
Messenger RNA from Moneuplotes crassus, 462 nucleotides. The record is from the annotation of a GenBank genome assembly. NCBI's taxonomy places the organism in Eukaryota, Ciliophora, Spirotrichea, Euplotida, Euplotidae.